CAUGUUGAUAAUCGGCUCAGUAAUGAGGAGAGGUACUGAACGGCACCAAAUAUCUGACCCCGAUUCCUGGGAGUAAAGAGAGGCAGACAGAGGAGAGGGAGAAAGUGUGUGAGAACAGAGAAAGGAGAGAGGGCCAUGUGAAAAAGGGGUGGAGGGGAGCUGAGAUUUAGGGCUCUGCUGGAUGAAACAACCCCCCACUAACUAACGGAGAGGGAAAGUAGCCUAAUAGGAAGAAAAGAGGGGGUGUUGUACUCUUUAUUAAACUCUCAAAGACACGCAGGAAGUCUUUAUCGUUCCCAACAAUGAGAUCAGAAAAGGUGAUUUGGGCCUACUGUAAAGCCUAGGAUCCUGAUCAACAGGAGGAAGAGACAGUAUACACGUUCAUAGCAGCAGUUCACACAUGAGAGAAGAAAAUGUCUCGAACUGAAGAAGUCAACAAGAUGACAGAAAAUAUCUACAAGGGGAUUUUGGACCAGUUCAACCCCAGUCUGAAGAACUUUGUCACCAUGGGGAAACACUAUGAGAAAGCCCUGACAGGAGUAACUGUGGCUGCCAAAGGGUACUUUGAUGCACUGGUGAAACUUGGAGAACUGGCGAGCGACAGCCAAGGCUCCAAAGAGCUGGGUGACACACUGUUUCAGAUGGCAGAGGUCCACAGACAGAUUCAGGUGCAGCUGGAAGAUGUGCUGAAACUGUUUCACUCUGAGCUGCUCGCCCAGUUGGAGCAGAAGCUGGAGCUGGACAUCAAAUACCUCACUGCCACCUUGAAGAAGUACCAGAGUGAGCGGAGGUCAAAAUCGGAGUCCAUCGAGCGCUGCCAGUCCCAGCUGAAGAAGCUCCGCAGGAAGAGUCAGGGCAGUCGCCACCCAAGCAAAUAUGGAGACAGAGAAAUGCAGUUUGUGGAGCUGAUGAGUCGUCGCCAGGGCGAGCUGGACACGCUGGUUGCAGCGGGUUACAGGUCUGCGCUCACUGAGGAGAGGAGACGAUACUGUUUCUUGGUGGACAGACAGUGUUGUGUUACUAAACUGCUCAUUAACUACCACUCCAAGGUAAGAGAGCUUCUGUCACAGAAACUGUCAUCUUGGCAGCAGUCGUGUUCUCAGCCGACUAAACUCCCAGACCGUGCUCUCAAUCUGUUGCGUCACACUGCACCUCAGAGUUCAGGGGCCGCCAGGAUAACAGAGGUGCUCCGCCACACCAAGCUCAGCUCUGCUGUGCCAGAACAAAGGCUCUCUGUUCAGGAAGUCCCUCCUCUGUUGAAUGGAGACUCCAGUCGUUCCCAGCAGCAGCGCUCACUCCCCUCCACCUCCCACAGUGACACCUGUGCACCUCAGGGCUCCCCCCAGACUUCCCGCUCUGCUUCAUCCACUGGAGGAGCUGCUGGAGGUUCAUCACGAGGAGCGUCCCCUCAACACACUAGCACGCCUCACAGUGCAUCGGCCAGCCCCCUUCCUGACAACAGUGCCAGCGGCAGCACCAGCCCAGUCGCAUCCACUCCCACCAUGUCCAGCAGCUCAGCCCAACAGAGCUCCGUCCUCUUGGCCACCAACAUGUCCAGCCUCUCCCCAAGCCUCAUACCCUCCAUGGUGAUGUCGCUCAGCCAGAUCUCCCCGGCUGGCAGCUCCUCACAGGGUAUGACCCUACCCAUCCCCCACAGUGCUCCUCACAGUCCUCCACUGCCACACAGCGCUCCUCUCUCCAGGGCCAUGACUCCUGUGCAGUUACUACACCAGCAGGUGGGUCCAGGAGGAAGCAACACUUUAUCAUCAUCACAUAAUCCCUGGCUGCUGAAGACCACAGAAAUGUGUGCAACAGCAACGCUUCCACUGCCGAGGAGACCUGUCAGUGAAAUGAGGCUGGGUGGCUUUCAGGGUUCCAGUCUCCCCAGGAUGCUGCCGUUAUCUGGACCUACAUGUGUGGAAGCCAUGUUUGCUCACAGUCCUGGAACCUCAGAGGCUGGUGGGGCAGGGGGUGGGGCCUGUUUGCUGCACUUCUUGCCAGGUGACAACAUCACCCUGCUCAUCUCUGAGCCGAGAGAUGGGUGGCAUUAUGGUCAAAAUGAACGGACUGGACGGAAAGGCUGGUUUCCUUUCUCCUACACUCAGCCACACCACAGUAAACUGGAUCACCUCGAGAGUUCUCUCUUCUUAUCUAAAGCUAACAGCACCAGUACUGGCCAGCUCGACAGGCUGGUGUCUCCAGGCCUCCCAGCCUUCACUCCUGAGGUGGAGGAGGAGCGCUCCCUUCCUCCCCAAAGGGUCAGCACCUUCCGCCCGCGCCCGUACAGCAUGGUUGAUAGCAGCAAGAUCACCUCAGAACUAGCCUCUCCGCCGCCCUCUCCAACCAGGGAAAAUCCAUUUGCCCACGUACGACUCAGAAAAACCAUCACCAAUGAUCGCUCAGCUCCCAUCAUUGAGUAAAUGGUUGGUUCCCAAAGCAGAGAUCCUGUUUGUCCAUUGAGCCUCAGGUUGAGUUCUGGAAACAGCACGGUGUUGACUCUUUUGAAUUACUUUACUUUUUGAUUGUUCCCUUUGCAGUUUAAUUAAACACAGAUUGUGUUUUAUAUGCAAGGAUUUUAAAAUCAAAGUAUAAAAGGUUUUUUACCUGGUAAAGCCUGAUCUGUUACCAAUACGAUCACAGUCUGUUCACUGUUAAUGUGCAGUAGUUAAUAGGAGACAGUAGAAACAGGAUGACUGUAAUAAUUGAAAGUUCUGUUUGACUGAAAUGUGAACAUUAAAAUGUAGAAGUACGAUGUUUGGCUGUAUGUAGCUUGUAGCUGAAUCUUGCUUGUCCAGAAUAUCUAACAUUUUUAGGUUUUUCUCUGCCUGUGAAGGAUGCCUCUUCUUUCUGCAAUGCAUAAUCUUUACAUAGUUUUCUUGUUUGUUUUUUGUGCCAUAAUUGAGAAAGUUUUUUUGAUCAGCUGAUCUAAGGACUGGUUCCUAAACAGUAGGUUAAUUACUUUCACCUUGACUGAAAUGACAUGUUAUGGGAAGAGGACGGGGUCCUACUUUGGAAGUGCUAUUGUAUUUUUUAGAAGAGCUGCCAGAUUGUUGCAUUUUGAAGGUGAACUUUUAAGUUUAUUCAAAGUGCUUUUUUUUUAAACCUGGUGGUUUGGCUGAGAGAUAUUUGGCACAUCGGUGAAACUUGCACACUUUUACCUUAAAAUUUCAGAACAUGUACAUUGAUGUUUGAGGGUCCGUGCCAAUAUUAUCUAAUUUUUAUGCCAUUUACCACACAUCACAUUCUGCUGCAGUGAAGUUGCAUAUUAGUUUUUUAUGAAUGUAGAUAUUUGGAUUAGUUUAUCUUUUUAUGUGAGCUCAAAAUACAAUGUAAAACACAUUAUACUUUAUAAGUGAUAAUUGAAUGACUAAUGAGCAAGACUUGUGAAUCUCCAAAUGGAAUCACAGAGUGAAAUUGUAGUUAUUUAAUAGAGAACAACUCCUA
Monopterus albus (swamp eel) is the source of this 3444-nucleotide messenger RNA. Its product is annotated as brain-specific angiogenesis inhibitor 1-associated protein 2. Gene Ontology annotation, biological process: actin filament bundle assembly; plasma membrane organization; actin crosslink formation. Gene Ontology annotation, cellular component: nucleoplasm; cytosol. The record is from RefSeq and is a predicted model, not a curated record. The transcript has 15 exons. NCBI's taxonomy places the organism in Eukaryota, Metazoa, Chordata, Actinopteri, Synbranchiformes, Synbranchidae. Gene Ontology annotation, molecular function: protein binding; cytoskeletal adaptor activity. Bases 414 to 2420 code for a protein of 668 amino acids.